Molecule: messenger RNA, 1482 nt
Organism: Lodderomyces oxycetoniae
Lineage: Eukaryota; Fungi; Ascomycota; Pichiomycetes; Serinales; Debaryomycetaceae
Exons: 1
Coding region: 1-1482 (493 amino acids)
Biological process (GO): transmembrane transport
Cellular component (GO): membrane; endoplasmic reticulum
Source: RefSeq, a predicted model, not a curated record
AUGAGAAGUUUGCUCCUAUCAAAUAGCACCACUUCUCUUUCCUUUAUCGAUACAUCGCGUUUAACCUUUGAAGCCGUUUUAGAGGUUGUUAUUAUAUGUCUUGCAGGGUUCAUUGCCGCUAGAUCGGGGUUGUUAAACACGCAAGGUCAAAAGCUACUAAGCUCACUAAAUGUCGACUUAUUCACACCAUGUCUUAUAUUUUCCAAAUUAGCAAGUUCACUAAGUAUAUCAAAGCUUCUUGAUAUUAUUGUUAUCCCUAUAUUUUUCGCCAUUUCAACCUUGAUUGCUUAUGGAUGUUCUAGGGUAACUUCGUUUUUUUUACAAUUAAAUGACCCCGAAUCAGAUUUCGUUACUGCUAUGGCAGUAUUUGGUAACUCAAAUUCCCUUCCCGUGUCGCUCACUUUGAGUUUGGCAUAUACUUUGCCUGGUCUAUAUUGGGAAGAUAUAGAUGAUGACGAUAGCGACAAAGUUGCAGGUAGAGGUAUCUUGUAUUUGUUGAUUUUCCAGCAAUUGGGACAAAUUUUGAGAUGGUCUUGGGGUUUUAAUAAAUUGUUGAGAAAGAGGUCUCAUUUGGAAUUGAAUACUUACUAUACAAAGAAUGGAGCCUUGGUGCUUUCAGAACAAUCAAGAUUACUUGAUGGCGAACAAGCUUUGUAUAUCGAUCAAGCAGAAGUGGAGGAAGUCUCAAACGAAGUUGAGCCAUCCUCAGCCUCAGAGUCAUCGUCCUCAGCCUCAGCCUCAGCCUCAGCAUCAGCUUUGGCAUCAGCAUCAGCAUCAGCAUCAGCCUCUUCUUGCUCUUCAUCAUCCAAUUCCGAUGAUGAUGAUAAUGAAGAUGAAGAUGAUGAUGAUGAACACAGGGAAGUCAAGAUUCAAAGUCAGGGUAGAAUUUCAACUUUUCUAUCCAAGGUGGCUGGACUCUCAUUUGUGAAGCUGUUUCUUGCAUUUAUGAACCCCCCUUUAUAUACAAUGUUGAUCAGUGUUGUAGUUGCGUCAACUCCAUUACAACGCGUGUUUUUCAGUUCGGGAAAUGAAACCAGCGAUGGAUCAUUUAUUCAAAACACAUUCACUAAAGCAAUUACAAACUUGGGUUCAGUUUCAGUACCACUUAUCCUAAUAGUUUUAGGCUCAAAUUUGUACCCUUCGCAAGAUAUACCGGCGGCUUCAAAACAUUAUAACCGAAUGCUUUUUGGCUCACUAGUAUCAAGAAUGAUUUUACCUCCAAUUAUAUUACUUCCGAUAAUUACCGUAUGUGUCAAAUAUAUCAACCUUUCCAUUUUGGAUGAUCCGAUUUUUUUGAUUGUUGCAUUUGUGUUGACUAUAAGUCCUCCAGCAAUUCAGUUGAGUCAAAUUUCGCAAUUGAACGGAAUAUACCAAAGAGAAAUGUCGGGUGUUUUGUUUUGGGGAUACGUAGUAUUGACUUUGCCUACCACGAUUUUUAUAGUUGUUUGUUCUUUAGAGGUAUUGAAAUGGGCUCAGCUGUAG